Sorex fumeus (smoky shrew) is the source of this 9443-nucleotide messenger RNA. RefSeq names its product proline rich coiled-coil 2C (gene PRRC2C). NCBI's taxonomy places the organism in Eukaryota, Metazoa, Chordata, Mammalia, Eulipotyphla, Soricidae. Gene Ontology annotation, biological process: cell differentiation. The coding region runs from base 62 to 8338 and encodes 2758 amino acids. The transcript is spliced from 33 exons. The record is from RefSeq and is a predicted model, not a curated record.
GUAAAAGAUUGAUUUGAAGGGGUGUGACUGGCGGCUCUUGACUCGAUGAGUUUCCACCGAAAUGUCGGAGAAGUCAGGCCAGAGCACGAAAGCAAAGGACGGGAAGAAGUAUGCGACACUCAGUUUAUUUAAUACGUACAAGGGGAAGUCGCUGGAGACCCAGAAGACCACAGUUGCAGCUCGCCAUGGACUGCAGAGUCUUGGGAAAGUGGGUAUCUCGCGGCGAAUGCCUCCCCCCGCCAACCUGCCCAGCCUCAAAGCAGAGAACAAAGGCAACGACCCCAACGUGAACAUUGUCCCCAAAGAUGGCACUGGCUGGGCAUCAAAGCAGGAGCAGCAUGAAGAGGAAAAAACACCAGAAGCUCCACCAGCACAGCCAAAACCCGGGGCUCCAGCGCCCCCAGAAGUAGCACCUGCUCCCAAAUCCUGGGCCAGUAACAAGCAAGGUGGGCAAGGCGAUGGCAUCCAGGUGAACAGCCACUUUCAGCAAGAAUUCCCCAGCCUCCAGGCAGCCGGGGACCAGGAGAAGAAAGAGAAAGACGCGAGCGACGACAGCUAUGGGCCUGGCCCCAGCCUGCGGCCUCCAAAUGUCUCCUGCUGGCGAGACGGCGGGAAGGCCGCUGGCUCGGCGUCUGACCAAGAGGAAAAAGCCCCCGGCUCGGAGGAGAGCCCCGCCGCGAGCUCGGAGCAGAGCGACAUCCUGCGCGUGGUGGAGAAGCGCAUCGCCUGCGGGCCCCCACAGGCCAAGCUCAAUGGCCAGCAAGGCCUGGGCGCCCGCGCCGGGAUGCCGCCCUACGGGAACCUGAUGUUCCAGCAAUACCCGAAGAUGGCGUACCCUCCUCUCCAUGGUCCCAUGAGGUUUCCGCCUUCUCUCUCUGACUCCAACAAAGGCAUUCGGGGCCGGGGCCCGCCCCCGUCCUGGGCCGCGGAGCCGGAGCGCCCGUCCAUCCUCAGCGCCUCGGAGCUCAAAGAGCUGGACAAGUUCGACAACCUGGACGCCGAGGCCGACGAGGGCUGGGCAGGGGCGCAGAUGGAGGUGGAUUACACGGAGCAGCUGAAUUUCAGCGACGACGACGAGCAGGGCAGUAGCAGCCCGAAGGAGAGCGGCAGCGAGGAUCAAGUUCCAAAAGCCGAAGAAAGCAACGAAAACCGCAAAGAGACGGAUGAUGCCGGCAGCGCGAAGUCAACGCAGGCACCCGCCCAGCCUUCGGCGACCAAGGCGCCCUACGGGAAAGGCCCCGCUUUCACUCAGGAGCGGGGACCGUCUUCACACCUGCCUCCGCCUCCGAAGUUGCUGGCACAGCAGCACCCUCCCCCGCCAGACCGGCAGGCCGGCCCUGGGCGACCGGGCCCCUUGCCCCCCCGGCAGCCGGUCCCCGACGAGGACGAGAUCUGGAAGCAGCGGAGGAGGCAGCAGUCGGAGCUGUCGGCCGCCGUGGAGCGCGCUCGGAAGCGCCGCGAGGAGGAGGAGCGGAGGAUGGAGGAGCAGAGGAAGGCGGCGUGUGCCGAGAAGCUGAAGCGGCUGGACGAGAAGCUGGGCAUCGUGGACAGGCAGCAGCAGCAGCAGCAGCCGCCGCCCCCACCCCCGCCGCCCCCGCCCCCGCCGCCUCCGGAGGGGCCCCGAGACAGGGAGCCCGAGAGGCAGCGGGAGAAGGAGGAGCAGCUCGAGAAGGAGCCGGAGAAGCCCCGGGAGGCAGAGAAGGAGAAGAGGCAAGAGAAGGAGAAGGAGCUGGAGCAGCCGCCGGACCAGGAGAAGGAGCCGCCGAAGCCCAAAGACCCGGAGAAGGAGGCGGAGCCGGAGAGGGACAGGGACGGGGACCAGGCGCAGGAGAAGACGGAGCCCGAGGAGCCGCCCGCAGAGCCUGCGGCGGAGAAACCCGAAAGUGACGGCAGCGCCAAGAAAGAGGAUGGCCCUGUUGUCGCCAGACAGGACAGUCGCGGAGAGAAGGAGACCCCGCCGGUGGCCCACGAGGCGGAACCGGAACCGGGGGCCCAGCCUCGGCCCGCUGUGCUGUCGGGUUACUUCAAACAGUUCCAGAAGUCGCUGCCGCCUCGCUUCCAGAGGCAGCAGGAGCAGCUGAAGCAGCAGCAGCAGCGGCAGCAGCAGCAGGGGGUGCCCUCCCCGCCGUCGGGGGGCGCCGUGCCCCCGCCCACACACCGGCCCCUGUACCAGCCCAUGCAGCCCCACCCCCCGCACCUGGCCUCCAUGGGCUUCGACCCCCGGUGGCUCAUGAUGCAGUCGUACAUGGACCCGCGGGUGAUGUCCGGGAGGCCCGCCAUGGACAUGCCGCCCCUCCACCCCGGUAUGAUUCCGCAGAAGCCCUUGCUGCGCCGGGAUCAGCUGGAAGGCGCGCCGGGCGGCUCCGAGUCCUUUGAACACAUGGCUCGCUCAGCGCGGGACCGAGCCGUGUCGCUCUCGGAGGCGCGGGUGGCGUGGGGCGCUGAGCCCUACCCUCACGCCGAGACCCAGCCGGCCGCCGCCCCCAAGGCCCCGGAGGAAGCCCAGGAGGGAAGGCCUGAAGCUGCACCCGAGCAGGACCAGAUGGCCGCGGCAUACCCCGUUGCUCACGGGCAGGCGGAGGCCCCGCCGAAAGCCGAGGGUGCCCGCGAGCCCGGCCAGCCGCACGCCCCUGAGCCUGCUGGCAGAGCCGUGGAAGAGGCGCGGGCCCCCGUCGCCGAGCCCGCCGGCCCCGAUGCAGCCGACCCCAAGGCGCUUCCCGCCCCCGAAGAGCGGGCCCCGGCCCCCGAGAGCCAGCCCACCCGCAAGAGGAGCGUUUCCCACGGGCCCAGCCCGGCGCAGCGGCCCGAGGAGCCACGCGGGGAGCUGCCAGCGGGCGCCCCCAAGGCCCCAGGCCGAGAGCCCACGGAGCGGCCGGACGAGAGGCCGAGGAAGGACGGCUACCCGCGAGCGGCCGAGGGCCCGAAGCCCGAGAAGCCGUACAAGCCCAAGGCGGAGACGCGCUGGGGCCCGCGGCCGGGUGCCAGCCGGCGGGACGAAGGCGGCGACAGGCCCGUGCGGCGCUCGGGGCCCAUCAAGAAGCCGGUGCUGCGGGACAUGAAGGAGGAGCGGGAGCAGCGUCGGGAGAAGGACGGGGAGCGGCCCGACAGGGGCCCGGAGAAGGCCGCCCGGCCCGAGAAGCCCGAGAGGAAGGAGCCGCUGCCCGCCGGCCCGCCUCCUGAGCCCGAGAAGGUGCCCGCUCCCGAGCCCGCCCCCGCCGCCCCCAAGCCCCCUCCGGAGCCCGAGAAGCCCCCGGAGACCCCGAGCACGGUUGAGGCCGAGCCUGCGGCCAAAAGCGGGAGCCAGCCGGCGGCCGCGGCCACGGCCACGGUCACGGCCACGGCGGCCAAGGAAGAGAAACCCGCCGAGAAAGCGGGCGGCAAGGAACCGACGGCAGAGCGGCUGCGGCCCGAGUCCCGGCCGGUGCUGCGGAAGGACGCGACGCUGCCCCCGCGCACCUACUGGAAGGACGCCCGCGACAGGGAGUGGUCCCCCGACCAGGGCUACCGGGGCCGCGGGCGCGGCGAGUACUACUCCAGGGGCCGCAGCUACCGGGGCUCCUACGGGGGCCGCGGCCGGGGGGGCCGGGGCCACCCCCGGGAGUUCCCCCCGUACCGCGACCACAAGCCCCGGCCCGAGCCCGGCCCCCCGGGCCCCCUGCGGCCGCGGGAGGAGAGCGAGACGCGCAGCGAGAGCUCCGACUUUGAGGUGGUCCCCAAGAGGCGGCGCCAGCGCGGGUCCGAGACGGACACGGACAGCGAGGUCCCCGAGAGCGCCAGCGACAGGGACAGCUCGGGCAAGGGCAAGGCGCCCCGCCGCGAGGAGCGGCCCGAGGGCCGGAAGCCCGCCAAGCCCCCGGCCGCCUUCAAGCCCGACGGCCACGCCCGCGUCGAGGGCCGGCCGCCCGACAAGCCCUUCCCUGGCGUGCGCGACGAGGACAAGGCCAAGCCCGGCUUCCUGCCCAAGGGGGAGCCCACGCGAAGGGGCCGCGGUGGCACCUUCCGGAGGGGCGGCCGCGACCCCACUGGCCGCCCCACGCGCCCGGGCCCCCUGCGCCGGCCCGCCUACCGCGAUGGCCAGUGGACCCCCAGGCCGGCCGAGGGCCCGAAGCCGGAGGACGGGGACCCGCCCCGCCGGCACGAGCACUUCCUGCCCCUGCCCGCCGACAAGCGGCCCCCCAAGUUUGAGCGGAAGUUCGACCCGACCCGAGAGCGGCCCCGACGGCAGCGGCCCACCCGGCCCCCGCGGCAGGACAAGCCCCCGCGCUUCCGGCGGCUGCGGGAGAGGGAGGCGGCCGCCAAGCCCGGGGAGGCCCCCGUGCCCUCCAGCGGCCCCCCUGGCACGGCUGCCCCGGAGCCGGCCAGCGCCACUGCCACCUCCGGGGAGGCCUCCGGGACCAAGACACCCGACCUGUCCAACCAGAACUCGUCGGACCAGGCCAACGAGGAGUGGGAGACGGCCUCCGAGAGCAGCGACUUCAACGAGCGGCGGGAGCGGGACGAGAAGAAAAACGCCGACCUGAGCGCGCAGGCAGCGGCCAAGGCCGGGGAGAGCGCGCUGACCGCCAAGCGGGAGCUGGCCAAGAGGAGCUUCUCCAGCCAGAGGCCCGGCGCCGACCGCCAGAACCGCCGAGGCAACGGUGGCCCGCCCAAGGCCGCUCGCAACUUCUCGGGCCCCCGAAACGAGAGGAGGAGCGGGCCGCCGCCCAGGGCCGGGAAGCGAGGGCCUUCGGACGACCAGCCUGCGGGCGCCCCCCCUGCCGACCCCGCCAACGGCACCCCCUCUGCACACCACCAGGAAGGGGUCCCCAACGGUACGGGGCAGAAGAGCGCCAAGGAGUCUGCAGGGAAGAAGAGGGAGGACCCCAAGCCCGGCCCCAAGAAGCCCAAGGAGAAAGUGGAUGCCCUGUCGCAGUUUGAUCUCAACAACUAUGCGAGCGUCGUGAUCAUUGACGACCACCCUGAAGUCACGGUCGUCGAAGACCCCCAGUCCAAUCUGAACGAUGACGGCUUCACGGAAGUGGUGUCCAAAAAACAGCAGAAACGCCUCCAGGAUGAGGAACGCCGGAAGAAGGAGGAACAGAUCGUGCAGGUGUGGAACAAGAAGAACGCAAGCGAAAAAGGGAGAAGUCAGACGUCGAAGCUGCCGCCGCGAUUUGCCAAGAAACAGGCGACGGGGAGUCAGCCGGGGCCGCCCGCAGCCCCUGUCCCGGCCCCGGCGUCCGGCCCCUCAGCGGCCCCACUGCCCGCCGCGGCCUCCCCUGCGUCCCCCGCGCCCCCGGCCACCUCGGCCACGGCCCCCACCAUCGCUUCCGUGCCGGCUCCGACCCCCGCCCUGGCGGCGGCCUCCCCGCCGGCCCCUGUGCCCAUCUUGGCCGCGGCCUCAAUGCCCGUCCUCGCGUCCGCCCUGGCACCGACGUCCACUUCGGCCCCCACCGGCUCGGCCCCGGCCGCCCCGGCCCCCUCGGCCCCGGCCGCCGCCCCCUCCACGGCGCUGGCCCCCGCUGCAAUCCCCAUGCCCGCGCCCAGCCCCAGCCCGGCCCCCGCAGCCGCCCCCGCUCAGGGCCAGGUGCACAAGCCCGUGCAGGCCUCGCUGCCGGCCGCCACGCAGCCCCCCAAGCCACCGCCGCCCUCCAUUCGGCUGCCGGCCGCCCAGGCCCCCAACGGCACGGAGUUCGCGGCCGCGGGAAAGCCCCUCCAGACCCCUCAGGCUCACGGCACUCUCGCCGCCGAGCUGUGGGACAGCAAGGUGGCCCCCACGGCUGUGCUGAACGACAUCUCCAAGAAAUUAGGUCCCAUCAGCCCACCCCAAGCCCCUUCAGCCAGUGCCUGGAACAAGCCCCUGACGUCCUUCGCCUCGGCUGCGUCUACAGAGGGAACAAAGACCGGUCAAGAAAGUGGUGUCGAAAUCGGAAUCGACACGAUUCAGUUCGGUGCGCCCGCCUCAAACGGGAACGAAAACGAAAUGGUUCCUGUGCUUUCGGAGAAGAGCUCGGACAAGAUCCCCGAGCCUAAAGAGCAGCGGCAGAAGCAGCCCCGGGCGGGCCCCAUCAAAGCCCAGAAGCUUCCGGACCUGAGUCCCGUGGAGAACAAGGAGCAUAAGCCUGGCCCCAUCGGCAAGGAGCGCUCGCUGAAGAACCGGAAAGCGAAGGACACGCAGCCGGCCGAGCCGGAAGGGCAGGAGAAGCCCAGCCCGGCUCCCGCCCGCAGCUCGGACCCGGCGAUGACGAAAGAAACCAAAGCCGUCCCCGAGAUGCCCACGGAGCUGGGGACCAUGAUCGCCGUUCCCGCUGCCGACUACGGCACCAGCGCCAAGGAGUCUGUAACCGACUAUACCAUCCCUUCCUCUUCUCUGCCUAACACUGUGGCCACUAAUAAUGCAAAGAUGGAAGAGACUUUGGUUACCAAUAUGGAGUCGGCGCGCAAGGCCUGGGAGAACUCUCCCAACGUGCGGGACAAGGGCUCCCCCGUGACGUCCACGGCGCCGCCCAUCGCCAGCGGGGCCAGCAGCAGCGCCAGUGGGCCCAGCCCCGGCAGCUACAGCUCCUUCUCCAGCGCCUCAGUGCCCCCGAUUCCCGUGGCCUCCGUCACGCCCACCGCGUCUCUCUCAGGAGCCGGCACCUACACUACCUCUUCCCUGAGCACCAAGUCGACGAGCACGUCGGACCCGCCCAACAUCUGCAAGGUGAAGCCGCAGCAGCUGCAAAGCGGCAGCCUGCCCUCCGCCAGCCACUUCGCCCAGCUGGGCUGCGUGCCCCCCCUGCUCCCCCAGCAGCAGCAGGCGCCGCAGGUCUACGUGCCGCAGUCGGCUGCCCCAGCUCAGAUCCCCGCCUUCUACAUCAGCGACACAAGUCACUUGUUCAACACGCAGCACGCCCGCCUGGCGCCGCCGUCCCUGGCCCAGCAGCAGGGCUUCCAGCCCGGCCUCUCGCAGCCGGCGUCCGUGCAGCAGAUCCCCAUUCCCAUCUACGCGCCACUGCAGGGUCAGACCCAGCUGAGCCUGGGGGCCGGCCCCGCCGUCUCGCAGGCUCAGGAGUUGUUCAGCUCUUCACUGCAGCCUUACAGGUCGCAGCCGGCCUUCAUGCAGAGCGGCCUCUCGCAGCCGUCCGUGGUCCUAUCCGGCACGGCCAUGCACAGCUUCCCGGCCGUCCAGCACCAGGAGCUGGCCAAGGCCCCAGCGGGCCUCGCCUUUCAGCAGACGUCCAGCACUCAGCCCAUCCCCAUCCUGUACGAACACCAGCUGGGCCAGGCUUCCGGGCUCGGGGGGUCCCAGCUGAUCGACACGCACCUUCUCCAGGCGAGAGCGAAUCUCACCCAGGCCUCCACGCUCUACUCGGGGCAAGUCCAGCAGCCUGGCCAGACCAACUUCUACAACACUGCCCAGUCGCCCAGUGCUCUGCAGCAGGUCACGGUGCCGUUGCCCGCGUCCCAGCUCUCCCUGCCGAGCUUCGGCUCCACGGGGCAGCCCCUGAUCGCGCUGCAGCAGACCAUGCAGCCGCCGCUCCAGCACGGCCCACCCGCCCAGGCCCAGGGUGUGAGCCGGCCGGCCCCCGUGAGCCAGCCCUUCCGGGGGCUCAUCCCUGCGGGCCCGCAGCACAGCAUGAUGGCCACAGGCAAGAUGUCCGAGAUGGACCUGAAGGCCUUCGGGAGCGGCAUGGACAUGAAGCCGGGCACGCCACCCAUCAGCGGCCGGAGCAGCGCCGCCGCCGCCAGCCCCUUCCGGGCUACUUCCACAAGUCCGAACAGCCAGUCCGGCAAAAUGAGCGGCCUUGUCUAUCAGAAGCAGUUCCAGUCAGCCCCCGCCACUGUGAGAAUGACCCAGCCAUUUCCUACACAGUUUGCACCCCAGAUUCUCUCUCAGCCUAACCUGGUCCCUCCAUUGGUAAGAGCCCCACAUACUAACACCUUCCCAGCGCCUGUGCAGCGGCCGCCAAUGGCCCUGGCCAGUCCGAUGGCUCCUCCGCUCGCCACAGGCCCCCUGAGUCAUGCUCGCUUGCCACUCGCAGCCAGGGGCCCCUGCGGGUCCCUCCCUGGCGCCCGAGGGGAUCCGGCCCAGGCUGCGUUGAAGGCUGAACAGGACAUGAAGGCCAAGCAGAGAGCAGAGGUUCUUCAGUCCACGCAGCGCUUCUUCUCCGAGCAGCAGAGCAAACAGAUAGGAGGCAAAGGCCCCAAGGUGGACAGUGACCCCGGCAAGGCCCCGGACGCUCUGGCCGACCCCCCCGGGGGGGGCCCCGACCAGGCGGAGGAGAAGCCGCCGCCCGCGCCCACCAUCGCCCCGAAGCCCGUGCGGACUGGACCCAUCAAGCCUCAGGCCAUCAAGACCGAGGACCCGAAAUCCUAAGGGGGGGGCGCGGGCAGGGCAGCGGGCCGGCGCGGAGGACACUGACCGCCCGCCCCCCCCUCGAGCGCAGGUCCCUGUUCAUCGAACCCCGAGCCCAGAGCGGGGGCGGGGGGGGCAGAGGCGCUGCAGGAGCCGGGCCUGUCCGCCCGGGGCGGCCGGUGCUGGGGGACAGCGCCCUGGUCUCGGGGUAGCGGCUGGCGUGGCACCCGGCCACCGCGCGCGGCCGCUGUCCCUCCCCAAGUCCCCAAGUCAUCGCCGAGUGGCCGGUGCUCGGGCCUCCCCCUCGCGGCCGUCUCGGUCAGCCCAGUGGUCGGGCUUUUGUGUGCCCCCUUUACCUUUUUUCUUUUGAAGAAGAAGGAAAGAAAAACACCAACGGUUUUUAGCUGAUGGGCGCGGCGAGCCGCCCUGUUGCAUGGGGCACGUUCCCCGGGCGCGUGGAAUCACGUCUCCAGUAAUGCCUGGGAACCCUGGCCGCAGGCCGUGCCGUCCACCCCCAUCAAGUGUCCCAUGGGCCUGCGCGUCCCCCCCCUUCCCCCCGCCCCGUGUCGUCACCGUGCUGUAUCAGAGCUCUUUGUAAUGACGUUAUUCUAGAAUGUUUCCUUUGCAGAUGAUGGUCGAGAUGCUGAUAGACAAAAAAAAAAAAAUUGGUGCCAGGUACCACCACAGUGACGGGACUUUGCUGUUUUCUGGGGUUUUGUUUUUUACUUUUUUUUUCCCCCUUUUUUUUUUAAAUGGAGUGUGCUGAUGUCUCUUAAUUUGUUCAGAUGACUGCAGAACUUGGAAACGCUGUUGCUGCUAUUGAUGCGUGACUUCCUGCUAUCGGUCUUUUUUAUAUAAAUAUAAAUAUAUAUAUAUAUAUACAUAUAUAUAUAAUUUGAAUUUUUGGAAACUUGAGCUGUGCCGUCAACUUUGGAAAAAAGUCUCCCAGUCUACCGUCUCGGGUUGGCAUUGUACAGAAAUUCACAGCCAUAUUGGUCUAGAAACGGGGAACAUCUCUCUCUCUUUCCAUUUGUACAGGGGUAAAAACGCACUGUAUUAAAUAUGUAAGGUCUUAUCUACGUGGGUUUGAUUACAGAAACUAAUAAAGUAUUCUCUAAAUAACGCA